GCACCGUAACGUGAUCUAUUGUAUAUUUACACAUUUCCUGUUUUCCUUAGCGAGCAGAUCUGUCAAUGAAACGCUGACUAUUCUGGAGGCAGCUUCAUUCCUAGAUGACCUAUGCUGGACCAGAGCCAAGAGGACUGACCCAGUCUCUAGAGGUUGCCCUUACUGACCCAGUCUCCAGAGGUUGUCCUAACUGAACACAGACCACACAAGCGAAGGAGAUGACCCAUCAAGGCCUAUUCCCGUAUCAGCACUGGCACAAGCAAAGGCUGUAGUCCAGUCAUACCAUUUGAAGUACCUCCUGUCUCUGGUGUGAGCUGCCGUAUGUCGCGGAUCAGGAGCACGCUCAACACUGUUACUAAAGCAGUAAGCGGCAGCGACCUCCUCUCCAAGAUAUCCCGCCUUAAGCCCAGUGUCGCAGCCGCCCAUGCAGAGAAGGUACUGGCCGAAACGGAGCCUCCGACUCCAUCUCCAACCCCGGCAGCUAGUGACGCUUCAGCUGCUGCAAUAGCCAUGAAGCCACAAGAGCAGGAUCAGACAGUAGGACAGGAGCAGAACAAUGGAGAGGAGGGGAAGGAGAAUCAGCCACUUCAGGCUUUAGAGAAACCCUUCAUGGCCAACGUCAAGCCCAAACAUAGCCUCGCUGCGUCAGCGGCUAUAUCCACCGCUAGCUCCUCGUCAGCCAUGGCCAAGCAGACGUUACAGCUGUUCCAACCAGAGGCCCUGUCCACCAACAUGGACGAGACAUACAGCACCCUGUCUCAACACGUCAACGACUACUUCGGCAGUUGUAGUAGUCUAUCAACAGGAGAUGACAAGAAGCCUCACCAUCUAAAUGACAAUGCUCAAGCAUCCACGUCCUCCAAGCCUGCUGUCAGUCAACGCUAUCAGAGUACUAACAGCGGGGACCACAUCCCCGUUUCAGUACCUGUGGCAGCUGAGACCAAGGCUAUCCAGGGCAAGGCAGCUACCCCACGACCGACUCCUCCCCUGGAGGAGGUUAGCCCAACCUCGGGUGUUCCCACCCGAGAGAGCCCUGCCACAGACAGUGCUUCCUCUGACCCAGUCACCCCUACCCCCACCCUAAUACCCUCUAAAAAAGGGGGGUUUGGGCAGUAUCUAUCUGACCCUCGCCCCAAUGUUCAGGCAUUCUUUGGCAGCUACAUAGCACCCUUGGUACCUAGUAAGUUCAGAGCUGACCCCAAGAGCGUCACAGCAGCAGUUAAAGAGAAGACCACUGAGGUGGCUAUGAGGAAGCCUGGAGAGAAGAUAGAGACUGAGGAGGAGAAGAAGAACGCUGAAGAGGGGACCAAGAAACUACUGCUGAGCCAGAGAGAGAAGAUCAUAGCCCGGGUGAGUAUGGACAACAGGACCAGAGCCUUGGUGCAGGGCAUCCAGAAAGCCACAGACAUGAAUAUCCACACCAGCCGUGUGGAGGAGCUUAGCCUGCAUCUACUGGAGUACCCUGAGACACGCGGCGUGGCCGUCAAGGAGAGGGUGAUCCCGUGCCUGUUGCGUCUGAGGCAGACCAGAGACCCCAGGCUCCAGGCUGCAGUGAGAGAGGCCCUGGCCCUGGUGGGAUACACAGACCCUGUGAAGGGCCAGGGUAUACGGAUCCUGGCCAUCGAUGGAGGGGGGACCAGGGGGCUGGUAGCCCUGCAGACCCUACACAAACUGCAGAGCCUGACGGGCAAACCCAUCUACCAGCUGUUUGACUACAUCUGUGGGGUCAGCACAGGUGCGAUCCUGGCCUUCAUGUUGGGGGUGUUCCAGAUACCUCUGGAUGAUUGUGAGGAACUCUACAGGAAGCUGGGUUCUGAUGUGUUCAAACAGAACGUCAUCGUGGGAACCGUCAAGAUGGGCUGGAGCCACGCCUUCUACGACAGCCAGAUCUGGGAGAACAUCCUCAAGGAGCGAAUGGGAGAAGGCCUCAUGGUCGAGACAGCCCGGGAUCCAACAUGCCCAAAGGUGGCAGCAGUGAGCACCAUAGUGAACAGGGGUCUACCUCUGAAGGCCUAUGUGUUCAGGAACUACAGCAUGCUACCAGGGGUCAGGUCCCACUACAUAGGAGACUGUAAACACAAGAUGUGGCAGGCCAUCAGAGCCUCCUCCGCCGCCCCAGGGUACUUCCAGGAGUAUACACUGGGAAAAGACCUGCACCAGGUAACUAAUUCAUCUCUCUGUUUGUGUAGCUUUAGUACUCUCUAUCUACCUCAACCUCUCUCUUUCUCUCUUUAUCUACCUCAACCUCUCUUUCUCUCUGUUUAUCUACCUCAACCCCUCUCUUUCUCUCUGUUU
Salvelinus namaycush (lake trout) is the source of this 2295-nucleotide messenger RNA. RefSeq names its product calcium-independent phospholipase A2-gamma-like. The annotation marks the transcript as partial. Gene Ontology annotation, cellular component: membrane. Lineage: Eukaryota; Metazoa; Chordata; Actinopteri; Salmoniformes; Salmonidae. Gene Ontology annotation, biological process: arachidonate metabolic process. The transcript has 7 exons. The record is from RefSeq and is a predicted model, not a curated record.